Messenger RNA from Drosophila serrata, 4309 nucleotides. It is a transcript of the gene Oseg6, whose product is annotated as intraflagellar transport protein Oseg6. The record is from RefSeq and is a predicted model, not a curated record. Gene Ontology annotation, biological process: intraciliary retrograde transport; cilium assembly. Lineage: Eukaryota; Metazoa; Arthropoda; Insecta; Diptera; Drosophilidae. Gene Ontology annotation, cellular component: intraciliary transport particle A; cilium. Gene Ontology annotation, molecular function: protein binding.
CAUGGUAACGGAAAACUCGUAAACAAAACCCGGAAAAUGGCAGACCGCAGAAUGUAUCUGUAGAAAGGUAGAAAUAACUCAAUCUCGAAGUGUAAAACAUGUCCUUUGAGAAGAUAUUGUACAAAUAUGACGAACCACACGGAAUCGGCGACGUCUACUUCAUUUGGCAGAAGGCUCUGCUGGCUACCACGGGCACAGAUGGCUCCGUGGCUCUGUACAACCGCCAGGGGCAGCUUGUGCAGCGCAUUAUCCUGGCAGGACUCUGCUCGGGAUUCGCGUGGGACCAGGAGGGUGACCUGCUGGGCAUCAUAACCAGCGGCUCCCCAAACAUCACUUUGUGGGACUACACCAGCCAGGAGAAGGUCAGCGUGGAGACUGGCCUGCGGGAUCCGCUCACCUGCAUCCUGUGGUCCAAGCAGCAACAACUUCUGGCCGUGGGCACGGGUCGGGGCAAUUUGGCAAUCUACAACCACCGCAGCGGAAAGCGACCCACGCCGGUGCUGGGCAAGCACAGCAAGCGGAUCACCUGCGGCGCCUGGUCCGCUCAAAACCUCCUUGCUCUGGGAUCGGAGGACAAGAGCUUCUCGCUGAGCAAUGAGGAAGGGGAUACAGUGCGAGUUGUCCAGCUACGGGACGCCCCCACCGACAUGUACUUUGCCGAAAUGGCUAACGACGACCGCAUUGCCGGUGACAAUGCCAUCAGCAUGAUCAUCGGCAAACGGACACUGUUCCUCUACUACCUCCCUGAGCCGGAGAAUCCCACGGAGCUGGGUUUCCAGAGCCGAUACGGGUCACUGAUGCAGCACAAAUGGUUUGGCGAUGGCUACAUACUGCUUGGCUUCUCCAACGGUCAUGUGGUGGCCAUUUCCACCCAUCCCAAGGACGUGGGCCAGGAGCUGUGGCAGGUGAAGAACCACAAGGAUACGUUGACGGGAUUGGCCUACUGCCCAACAUUGGAUAUUGUAGCUUCAUGCGGAGAUGACAGCAUCAAGAUUCACUCAAUCACGAAUCUUCAGGAAACGGAGCGUAUCAUCACGGUGCCGGAUCAUGCUGGCGUUCAAAUGAUCGACUGGUCCCCUGAUGGCCAGCUGCUGGCAGUAACUACAAACAGUGGCACUGUCUACAUCUAUGUAACCAAGCUGCCGCACCUGUUCGCCGUAUCUGCCCCACGGAUUGUGAUGCUAAGUAGUCUGGCCGAGGUGUCCAUCUACGUGUACGCACCGGACAAGUCCAAGUCGCUGCCCUUCCGUCUGCCACUGGAGGGAGAGCCCACCUUUAUGGCUGUGGGGCCUUAUAAUUUUGCGGCAGGCAUCGACAAGCACGUCUGGUUCUAUGAUCUCGGCAAGAGCCUGGGCGACGAGCCUCACCCACUAAAUGAGCGAGACUUUCCGAGAACCAUAGAGUCCAUGAGGCUAAAUGCGGAUUACUGUGCUGCCCUUUGCCCGCCUCAGCUAAUCCUGCAGGCAAUUACCACAGACAAUCCCAACUGCAAGGACAAGCUGCAGGCGGUGUUUCCUAACGCCCUGCCCAACAUGCCCAGCGAUGCGGUGAUCACAUGUUUUACCCUCAGCCAGGAGAUGCUAAUCUUUGCCACCGAUAUCGGUCACCUGGUCUUCUUUUCGCUGGAGAAGUGGGAUAGCUGCACUAUAUAUCGUCACAGCAUGGGCAUCCGGCAGUUGUUUAUGGACAUUGAAGGCACCAAGACCAUCUUCAUCGACGACCAUGCCCAAGGCUAUCUGUUCCUGCCCGCCGUCGAGGAGGCCCUGCUCAUACCCGAAAUGCCCAAACAGUGUAUGGGCUGUCUGUGGGAUCUCACGCAGCCAAACAUUUUCAUCAGCUACGAUGCAAGGAUCGUAAACACACAUAUCUUUGUGCGUCACUCUGUGCAAGGUACGCAUACCUUGAAGGUGGGAGAGUCCAAGCUGAAUCCGGGGCAGUUCCCGCUGCUUCUGUGCGGCGGGGAAAUGGCGCUCCAUGUGGAUGGUGGCCAGUAUGCGACCCAAUCUCUCAGCACCCAUGUGGUGAAUCCCAGCAAUAGCCAGACAGCUAAUCUUCAGGUGCUUCUAAGAUUGAGGAACUAUGACGAGGCCUACAAGCUGUGCAAGCAAAUGAACCUGAGCAGCGCCUGGCGAGAGUUUGGGGAGCAGGCCAUUGCUGAUCUGGAGCCGGAUAUUGCCAUUAGAGCCUAUCGCCAGUUGGGUGAAGCGGCUCUGGUUAAUGCUUUGUCUGAGUUACGUUACGUUGAGGACCUAGACAUGCUUAUCGGCUGCUGCUGCAUGCUUUUGGCCCAGUACGAGCAGGCCAAGGAGCACAUGCUUAAAGGAGUUUAUACCAGGGCCGCCUUGGAGCUGUCUCGCGACCUUUUGCAGUGGGAUCAGGCGCUACUCCUGGCUCAUAAGCACGAUCCGCAAGAAGUGCCUUAUAUAGCUAGGGAGUAUGCCCAGCAGCUGGAGUUCACUGGCAACUAUGCGGAUGCCCUGUAUCACUAUGAGAAGGGAUACAAGGAAGAUUUGAUCAACAGCAAGGACACCGAACAGCCGGCCACAAUGGAAAGCUCCCCUGAGUACGAAGAGCAUGUGCGUCUAUGCAAAAUGGGCAUUGCCAGGACUUCUAUCAGAGCAGGGACUUUAGGCGGGGGGAUCCAAUAUGCUGUGGAGCUGGAGGACAAGCAGCUGCUUUUCGACUGUGCUGAAUUGUUGGCCACCGUGGGCCACUUAACCGAGGCCGCGGGUCUGUAUGAACGCGGUGGUUUCUAUGACGAGGCCUGUGGCCAUUACAUUGCUUUGAAGAUGUGGCACAAGGCCAACAAUGUGCUGCCCAAGGUGAAGAGCACAAAACUGCAUGCGGCGUAUGCCAAGGCCAAAGAAAACGAUGGCCACUUUGAGGAAGCUAUACGAAGUUAUCGCGUGGCCGGUGACUUGGAUGCCUGUGUCCGAAUCUAUCUGGACCACCUUUGCGAUCCCCAUUCGGCCUCUGAAAUCGUAUUAGAGUCGCGUUCAAUGGAUUCGGCCAAGCUGCUGGCCAAGUUCUACCAAAAGAUCGGCGACGUGGAGCAAGCUCUGCAGUUUCUCGUCAUAUGCGGCUGCGUGGAGGAGGCCUUUGCCCUCGCCCAGCGGCAUAACAAGCUGCGCCGCCAUGGUGAGCUGCUAGAACGUUAUGAGAACGCCAAGUCCUCUGACUAUCUGGCGCUGGCCCAUUACUUCGAGGGUGAGAAGUACACAUUGCUGGCGGGAAAGUACUACUUCCUGGCCAGGGAGUUUACCAAGGCCUUGAGGUUUCUGCUAAAGGCUUCGGCGUUUAACAACGAGGAGCAGGUCUCCCUUUCCUUGGCAAUUGAUUGUGUGGCCACGUCAAAUAACGAACAACUGGCCUCGCAGCUCAUUGAAUUUCUGCUGGGCGAAGUUGAUGGAGUUCCCAAGGAUCCGCGGUAUCUGUUCCGUUUAUACAUGGCCCGAAAGCACUACAAGGAUGCGGCCAAGACGGCUGUUAUUAUUGCCAACCAAGAGCAACUCGCUGGCAACUACAAAUCAGCUAGGGAUCUGCUAUACUCAAUGUACCAGGAGCUGCGCCGCAACAAUCUGUCUGUAACGGCCGAGAUGCGCCACCAGUUCAUCCUGCUGCAUCGCUACACCCUGGUGAGGAUUCACGUUAAAUUGGGCAACCAUCUGCUGGCCGCCAAACUGCUCGUCCAGGUUGCCGCCUGUAUCUCACAGUUUCCAGAGCAUAUUAUUCCCAUACUUACCUCCACGGUGAUUGAGUGUCAUCGAGCUGGUCUCAAAAAGUCGGCGUUCACCUAUGCCUCCACUCUGAUGCGUCCGGACUACAGAAACCAGCUGGAUCCCCGCUAUUCGAAGAAGAUCGAGUCAAUUGUUCGCAAGGCUCCCAAGGGUAUCAAGCAGCUCAGGGAUGAGAUCGACGACGAGACCAUGGAGUGCCCCAUAUGCGACUCCAACCUGGCCAACAUGGAUGUAACCUGCUACAGCUGCAAAACUACGCUGCCCAUCUGCAUUGCCACGGGUCAGCACAUUAUCAAGCAGCUCAUGACCUCCUGUCCGCAGUGUGACUUUCUCUGCUUCCGGGCCGAGAUGGAGAACAUUCUGUCGGAGAAUGGCGAGUGUCCCAUGUGCGGCGAGCAGGUGGCUCCGGAGCAACUCCUGGAUGUGGAGGACAUUAGACCUUACAUUCUAGCCGCCUCUUAAGAUCGAAUAAUUAAAGGACUGAAGCGAACGAAUAGACUGCACAUAAUCACACAACACCAAAAAAUAGAUAUAUAUUUAUAAGAUGCCAGGCACAAAAUACACUUGAUAUA